AUGAAGCAGAAAAUUGAAAAUUUGGAGAAGGAUAUCGUCAGACUCAUGGAUGGGCAUAUUAACGAGAGAUCUACAAACUUGCUUAAGGAAACCCGGUGCAAGCUGGGCCAGUUAUAUGAUACGGAAGAAAAGUAUUGGGUGACCAGGUCGAGAUCGCAGUGGUUAAGGGAAUGGGACAUAAAUACGCGCUACUUUCACGUGCGGACUUCGGGUCGUCGUAAGAAAAACAACAUUGAUAGGAUAAAAGAUGCGUAUGGAAAUUGGCAUGUUGACAACAAUGAGAUCUGCCAUGUUGCGUGGGAUUAUUUCAAUGAGUUGUUCAAGACAUCUAUUGACUCGGUGGAGGUGAGUGACUUGCAUGUUAUUCCCGAGUGCAUUAACAAUGACAUGAAUAGAAGGUUGAUGGGGGAGUUCUCAAAAGAGGAAAUUUUUAGGGCUUUCAAUCAGAUGGACCCCCGUAAGGCUCCUAGGACUGAUGGGCUGCUGGGGAGCUUUUACAAGGAGCAUUGGACUACGGUGGGCGAGGAUGUUCUACGGUUGUGCCAGGAUAUUCUUCAUGGCCGCAGAAGCGCUGAGUGCAUAAACGAAACGCUAAUUGUGUUGAUUCUUAAAAUAAAAAAUCCGUGUGUUAUGGCUAUCUUUCGGCCUAUUAGUCUGUGCAGGGUUAUAUACAAGAUUGUUUCAAAGGCUCCCGCUAAUAGGCUUAAAGAGGUUCUGCCACUGUGCAUUAGCCAGAAUCAGAGUGCCUUUGUCCCUAACAAAAUGAUCCAUGACAACAUCCUUGUGGCUCAUAAGCUCAUGCAUUAUCUCAGUAGCUCCAAGAAUGGUCCUAACAAGGGAUGUGUGGUCAAGCUCGAUAUGAGUAAAGCCUAUGACCGCGUGGAAUGGGGUUUCCUGCAGAUAGUGUUGAUUAAAAUGGGUUUUUCAAAUGUGUGGGUUAACAAAAUCAUGGAGUGUGUGUGCUCUAUUCAUUACAGAGUUAAAUGCAAUUCCAAUAUUUCUAAUAUCAUUUUUCCGGAAAGAAGACUUCGGAAUAAACAGAGCGAGGUGGAGGCCUUCACUAAGAUGAUCAAGUCUUUUGAAAAAAUUUCUGGCCAAAAUAUUAACAUAGAGAAGUCGAUGAUUUAUUUCAUUCCCAGUACCUCGGGACCUCAACGCGCGAGUUUAACUAGUAUGCUUAAGAUGAAGGUGGUGAAUAACCUUGAUGCGUAUCUGGGGCUGCCCAUUCCGAUUAGCAAAAGGAAGUCUACGGCUUUUCAAGGCAUCUUAGAUCGAAUGGCCAACAGAAUAAAUAGCUGGUCAAAGAGGUUACUGUUGUACGGUGGCAAAGAGGUCUUCAUCAAGUCUAUCCUACAGUCGAGUCCUACUUAUGCUUUUUCAGUGUUCUUUGUUCCUAAGGGCAUCCUUAAGAAGACCCAAACUAUGAUAAGCCGCAUGUGGUGGGGUGGCGGGGAUAAGUCUAGAGGUUGGUAUAGUUUGUCUUGGGAUCCGGUUUGCUUCCCGAAAGGCAUGGAGGGCCUAGGUUUCAGGGACCUUAGGCGGUUCAACGUGGCUUUAUUAGGGAGACAAGUGUCGAGGCUGUCUAGCUGCAAAGAUACAUUAUGUUUCAGAGUUUUGAGUGUGAAAUAUUUCCCGGAUGGUGAUGAGAACUGGGGUGUUGAAGGGCUCUCUGGUGAUUCUAUUCGUCUGAACAGAAGGGAGGUGCCCGAGACAAAGGUUUGUGAGCUUAUUGAUGAAACUAAUGAUGGCUUGAAGGAGCAGAGGGUUAUGGAGAUCUACGGUGAUUACAUGGGGGACCAAAUCUGCAAAAUCCCCAUUCUUCAUAAUGGUCCUGACGACUACCGUAUAUGGUUCCAAAGUCCUCUGGGGUCUUACUCCACUAAAUCCGCGUAUUCCUGGAUGACUCUUAAACACGUGGGCUUUGGUCCCCAUCGGUUCUUUUGGAGGCUUGUCUGGAAGUUACAUACCUUACCAAUGAUUAAGAUUUUUUGCUGCCGUAUUGGCCAUGACAUUCUGCCUACGUAUGAAAAUAUCUCUAAAAUCAGGAGGGAGUUCAAUUGUUUAUGCCCGCGAUGUGGGAGCAAGGAGGAGACCCUCAUACGUGCGUUGAAAGAUUGUCCGAGAGCUAGGGCGAUCUUGAUUCACGGGGGUUUUGAUAAUGCUCUUUUGGAUGGAAGUUACUGGAGGUGCAUGGACUGGAUCGAAGAUGUGGCCCGUUCGUUGGACAAGAAGGCUCUUUCGGACUUUGUUACGGUGCUCUGGAAUAUCUGGAAUAGUAGGAACAAUAAAGUGUUCAGAAAUAUGGAGGAAGAUGCGAAGGCAAUUUGGGAUAGAGCUACUACGUUGAAUAGGGACUUUCAUAUCAUUAACUUUAUGGAGAGACCGAUGAUUCCUAAGCCUAUCGAAGAGAAAGGGUGGCAGAAACUUGGACCUGGGGUGGUUAAAAUUAAUUUUGAGGCUGCUACUAAUGGGAGCAGAAUGAGCUUUGGGAUUGUGGCCAUGGAUCAUGAUGGCUUUGUGCUUGGGGGGCGCGCGGGUGUUUUGGAGAGUAAUACUGGUGCUGAAUGGGCCGAGCUGCAGGCGUUGGCUGAUAGCUUGAGCUGGCGGGGGAGAAAAAUGGCUCAAUUUGGAGCUGGAAUCUGA
Gossypium raimondii (Peruvian cotton) is the source of this 2643-nucleotide messenger RNA. RefSeq lists its product as uncharacterized. The record is from RefSeq and is a predicted model, not a curated record. NCBI's taxonomy places the organism in Eukaryota, Viridiplantae, Streptophyta, Magnoliopsida, Malvales, Malvaceae. The coding region runs from base 1 to 2643 and encodes 880 amino acids. The transcript has 3 exons.